Messenger RNA from Nicotiana tabacum (common tobacco), 1284 nucleotides. The record is from RefSeq and is a predicted model, not a curated record. NCBI's taxonomy places the organism in Eukaryota, Viridiplantae, Streptophyta, Magnoliopsida, Solanales, Solanaceae.
AUGAUCUAUAUUGAUGUCCUGCAAGCUCUAAAGAUAGUACAGUCACGAUGGUAUCCCGUUAUCAGGAUUAAGUAUGUAGUCGAUUGUGAAGUUGGAUUUCUCGAGACUCUCUUACACAAUUUGGAAGAACUAUCAAUUUCUAGUAAUAACGUAGCAAUAAAACAACUUCAGGAGAUGCUCAGCUUCUUGAGAGACAAUCUCACCAAACUACAGGCCCUUGAGUUUCAUUUUCAAGAUAUCGACUCUGUGAUUGUUGAUGCAGGACUUCCGGUUUACUCAUUAAUUGUAAAGGAGAAGGAUAAGGAAGACACGGCUGUGGGGGAAACGAACAACGUACUAGUUCUUGAUCUCCAAGGUAAAAUUCAGAAUAUGCAAGCAAUGAUCUACCUCAUCACCAGAAAAACAUUUCUCCUUCAGCUCAACUUACCUGGAAUUGAUGGAGUAGGCUCUGCUGAUUUCAUUUUAGACAACAAGGAGACGUUUUUAAGCCUCUAUUCAAAUUCAGUAGAGUCUGUGAAGAGCCAACUUCAGACAAUCCAGAAAGAACUUAUGUGCUUUCAAGCUGUUGUAAAACAGCAUGGCGGACUUCAACAUUUUGCAACACAGGUGAUUGGUUUGGUGUAUGAGGUAGAAUAUAUAUUUGAUGCUUGUAAGAAAAAAGAUAUUCCUGGCUGGUGUCUUCUUAUCUGGAUCUUGAAUGUCGGAGAGGACAUUAGAAUGCUCAUGGCAGAGGUGGCAGAGGUUCAAGAAAAGAAUGCAUUUGACUUUGCUUUGCAUAACACCACAGAUGCUACCAAUGCAGAUACUUAUUCACAUUUUGCUAGGAUUCCUGGCAUGAACGAAGAAUUGGUUGGCCGUAAGGAUGUGAUGGACGAACUAAGACAUAAACUAACUAAAGGAUCUUCAAAGAUUGAUGUCAUCUCUAUUGCUGGGAUGCCUGGAGUGGGAAAGACAACUUUGGCAAACAGACUAUACUUUGAUCAGUCAGUUGUCUCUCCUUUUGAUAUACGUGCCCAAAUGUGUGUCUCACAAGAAUAUACACGAAAGGACAUAUUAUUAACCAUUCUAGGUGAUCUUGUUGGUGAGACGGCUGAACUUGAGAAACAGGCUGAAAAUGUAUUAGCAUAUAAACUUCGGAAGAAAUUAAUACGCACAAGAUACCUUAUCGUCAUUGAUGAUAUCUGGCAUACUAAUGCAUGGGAUGAUUUACAUUUAUGCUUCCCAGAUGACAACAAGGGAAGUAGAAUUAUUCUGACGACUCGGAAUUGUGAUGUUGCCUUGUAA